GAUGAGGAUCGUGAUCUCGUGCGAAGAUUCAGGGACCGGCGAAGGCUAGCUUUACGAAACUUCAAAUUGUAGCAGGAUAUGGAGAACAUUAGAGGGAUUGAUUCAGCGGAUACCACCAACACUGAUGAGGACGCUGCUAUGGCAGGAGCGAGAGACAUACAAAAGAAGAUGAAGAAAGAUGGGAGAAAAAAACAGAGAAAAAAUCAGAUUGAAAUGAUGGCGGAUGAAAAAACACAGGACAAUGAGAAAGAAAAACGACAACUGCAAAGAGCUCCAAGCAUACAAUCUCCAGGAAGAAGCGAGGCGAGCACGAGACCUGGAGGAGCAACGACAUCGACAGGAGGAAUCGAGACGAGUACGUUAACUGGAAGAGCAACUGCAACGAGAGGAGGAAGCUAAACGAGCACGUGAACUGGAGGAGCAACGAUAUCAAGAGGAGGAAGCGAGGGGAAUAAGAUCGAGAGCGCAUGUCGGAGGAGGAAGUAGUAGGGUAUCUGAAGCUAGCACUCGAAGUUCUUCCAGCAACGUAUCUGAUAUCACCGAUUCUAGUGAAGCUGGCAAUGGUAAUGCGGCCUUGAAACAUCUUUUGAUACAACAUAAUUACCAAAUGAAAGAAGGAAUGAGGAAAUUAUAUAGUAAAAUAUCAUCUGUGGAAAAUAAAGUAUCUUCUCUGCAGAACAAAAUCUCAGAUCUACAGAAUAUAUUGAAAACCCGUGAUGGAAAUAUCGAAGGGAUGCCCCUUGUACGGCCUGAGUGUUUACCAAUUCGAUCAGAGGCAGAGUAGAAUAUUUUUGAGGAUGAGACCAGUGAGGCAACCUACAUGAAUGUAGUGAAAUACUUCGUUGGACUCGGUGGAAGCACUCUUCGUGAUGCAAUUGGUUGGUGUAUCAAAAGAAGUUUCGAGGGAGAAUUCAUUCGUGAGGUGACUUGGACGGGGUCAGGACAAACAGAUAAAUUUCGCUUGGAAGGAACAAAUUUUACUAAAUGUUUGAGAGGAGCUAUGCGCCGAAGUCAGAGAAAAGGACAAAUUCCAGAUUUCACAGAACAAAUGUUCUAUGAGAACAUAAUGGCCGCUCUCAAAUCUGAAAAACAAAUACUGAGGAACCGUGCUCGCCAGCAUCCUCAGGAAGGACAGAAUGAUGACGGUAGACAGCAAAUUCCAUCUAAACGCGGUAGACUUUCCAAAGCCCAAAGAGCAGCUGUCGAUCAAGGAGCUUGGAAUUAUGAUAUUUAAACAUCGUACAACAGCUAUUAUUUUCGCACUUCCCACUUCUUUGUAUUCGUACUUAUG
This is a messenger RNA of Diachasma alloeum, 1291 nucleotides long. RefSeq lists its product as uncharacterized. The coding region runs from base 821 to 1234 and encodes 137 amino acids. The record is from RefSeq and is a predicted model, not a curated record. NCBI's taxonomy places the organism in Eukaryota, Metazoa, Arthropoda, Insecta, Hymenoptera, Braconidae. The transcript has 4 exons.